This is a messenger RNA of Gossypium raimondii (Peruvian cotton), 417 nucleotides long. RefSeq lists its product as uncharacterized. Bases 1 to 417 code for a protein of 138 amino acids. Gene Ontology annotation, molecular function: zinc ion binding. The transcript has a single exon. NCBI's taxonomy places the organism in Eukaryota, Viridiplantae, Streptophyta, Magnoliopsida, Malvales, Malvaceae. The record is from RefSeq and is a predicted model, not a curated record.
AUGGUUGCAAACCGUUGGAUGGCGAGGUCGAUAAAUGUAGAAGUAUAUUCACGACGUCUUGAAACGUUUAAAGUUACGGAGACCAUCGGUCGUCGACCCGGUAUACCACCUAUAUCCUAUGGAUUUGAUCCCCGAAACAAACGGUGCGAUUGCAGGAGGUUCCAAACACUUCAUUAUCCAUGUACACAUGUCGUAGCAGUGUGUGCUAAAGUCUCGCUCAAUGUUGAACAAUUUAUCAAUGAUGUGUACACCCUCGAGCGCACGUUGCGUGUUUGGGAGAAUGAGUUCCCCGUCUUGCCUAACCUGUCUAUGUGGGAGGUACAUCCGAUGACUUUCGAGUUUGUUCUAGACAAAGGGUUACGUAGGAAUUCGAAAGGUCAUCUGCAAUCAUCUGGAAUCCAUAAUGAAAUGGAUUAG